AAUAGAAAAUAAUGAAUAUCAAUGUACUGCGACAUUAUCAUAUCCAUCCAACAAUACACGCGAUGGUGAUGGCGUAGGAUUAACUGAGUAUGCUUUUAGUGAUCUUCAGGAUUUACGUGGACGUGCUCUUUUAAUUGCCAAAGCACCUGUUGAUGCCAAAAUGUCAAAUAAAAAUGAUAUGAUUAACGAAAUCACCCCUACUCACAUGAAUGAAUUUGUAAUCCAAGUUGACAUAGCACAGCAAAUAAUUGAUGUAUCCUCACAGCUUGUGGAGCUUGGUCACUUUGGAUAUCGUGAUUUUAAAGCAUCACGAACUACACGAGAAAUGGAAACUUUGUUGCAAAUUUUGAUUGACCAUUUAAAUGAAUGGCGAAAAAUCGUCGAAGAUGCACAAGAAGAACAUUAUUAUUUGACUUUCUUCCUAGCUAGACACAUCUUGACAUUUUACGACUAUUUUACAUUCCAAAAAGAUCAUGAAAAUAUCAAAAAUAAAU
Molecule: messenger RNA, 494 nt
Organism: Racocetra persica
Lineage: Eukaryota; Fungi; Glomeromycota; Glomeromycetes; Diversisporales; Gigasporaceae
Source: the annotation of a GenBank genome assembly